Molecule: messenger RNA, 844 nt
Organism: Eimeria necatrix
Lineage: Eukaryota; Apicomplexa; Conoidasida; Eucoccidiorida; Eimeriidae
Product: DNA-directed RNA polymerases I, II, and III subunit RPABC1, putative
Exons: 5
Biological process (GO): DNA-templated transcription
Cellular component (GO): RNA polymerase III complex; RNA polymerase I complex; RNA polymerase II, core complex
Molecular function (GO): DNA-directed RNA polymerase activity; DNA binding
Source: RefSeq, a predicted model, not a curated record
GCGUUCGCGCAUGCUGCUGAUUGCUUCCCACAAAGCAGACCCUGAGGCGAAGCUAAUUGUCUACUUUGCAGACGAGACCAAGAAGACAGGAGUCAAGCCCAUUCGAGAGGCAGUGGUGAAGGAGGCUCAGCUGCCCCGCAUCCAAGUCGCCGAUCCCGUCUCCAGAUAUUUUGGACUCUCUAGAGGACAGGUAGUAAAGAUUAUUCGACCUUCGGAGACAGCCGGCAGAUACCAGCAGCAAAGGCGGACGCAGCAGCGCCACCAGAAGCAGCAGCGAGGGCUUUCUCGCAGCUGUCUGGCUGCGGGGCUGCUGCAACAUUUGCAGCUGCAGCAGCAGCAGCUACAGCUGCAGCAGCAGCAGCUACAGCUGCAGCAGCAGCAGCUACAGCUGCAGCAGCAGCAGCUAGAGCAGCAACAGCUACAGCAGCAACAGCUACAACAGGAACAGCUAGAGCAGCAACAGCUACAGCAGCAGCAGCCAAAGCAGCAGCAGCCAAAGCAGCAGCAGCUACAGCAGCAGCAACUACAGCAGCAGCAGCCAAAGCAGCAGCAACUACAGCAGCAGCAGCUACGAGUGCAACAGCUACAGCUGCAGCAGAUACAGCAGCAGCAGCUACAGCUUCAGCAACUGCAGCAGCAGCAGCUACAGCUGCCACAGUUACAGCUGCAGCAGCUAGAGCUGCAGCAGACACGAGUGCAGCAGCAGCAACUAACUGCUGCUGGAGCAGCUACAGCAGCAGCUGCAGCAGCAGCAGCAGCAGCCACGAGUGCAGCAGCAGCAACUGCUGCUGCUGCUGCUGCUGCUGCUGCUGCUGCUCAGCAGGUAUUAAUUCUCGACUUCUGA